AUGCCGUUUACGAAACCUGUAGUUGUUAUCGACAACGGCAGUUACAAUAUCAAAGCUGGGUUUGCCUGCGACAACCAUCCUGUCUCCAUCUUCAGGACAGCUGUUGGUAGACCGAAGUUUUUGAAGGGGACCUAUGGAAGGACCCCGUAUGAGGUGUAUGUUGGUGAAGAUGCUGUGGCAAGGGUUGAUGAGCUGGACUUGAAUUAUCCUGUUGUGAAGGGGAGGAUUACUCAUUGGGAUGACAUGGAGAGGGUGUGGCAUCAUAUUUACUAUAGAGAGCUGAAGGCAGCUCCGGAGGAUAGGGCGGUGCUUCUGUCUUGUGCUCCGGCUACUACCAUGAAAGAUAAAAUAAAAUGCUGCGAAAUUUUCUUCGAUACUCUGAAUGCGCCGGAGUUGUGCAUCAAGCAGCAGAGCGUGUUGGCGAUCUUCGGGUCAGGUCACACCACGGGACUGUCGGUAGACCUUGGUCAUGAUAUCACAGAGAUCAACCCUAUCUACGAAGGAGGCGCCGUGAACUACGCCAACAUGCUGUCAAACAUCGCCGGGGAAGAAGUUUCUGACUACAUAAGAGAAUCAUUCAGGAAGCGACAGCUAGAUUUAGGCAAAGACAUGGAUAACGUGAUCAAUCAUAUAAGAAAAGAAUGUUCUUACGUAACCGAGAAUGUUGCCUGUACACGGCAAGAUUAUACGAAGAAGUACAAACUGCCUUGCGGGACUGAAAUAGAUGUUAGCGAAGAGGCUUUUAUGGCUGGUGAGCUGUUCUUCCAGCCAGACUUGGUGUUGGACAGGAAACUAGAAGGGUUUUCUCUCCCCGAUGCUAUAAUGACUGCAUCAUUGAAAUGUGAUAACGAAGUGCAAGAUGAGUUGUAUAAUGCUGUUGUCAUUCAUGGAGGCAUGGCUAACAUUAGGGGUAUGCAUAAGCGGCUUACGACUGAACUUUCUUCGAGAUCUGGUAAACAGGUUAACGUUUUAUAUUCUUCGGAACCUUAUGCAGUGCCGUGGCUAGGAGGAGCAGUGUUUGCAGGAAUGGAAGGCUGCGGCAAGGUGUGGGUUCUUAAGAAAGAGUUUGAAGAACAAGGGGAGAGAAUUGUUAAAAAUAGGUUUUGACAUUUUUGGUAGACGUAAAGUAUCUUAUCGUAGGUUUGUAGCCUUAU
Molecule: messenger RNA, 1154 nt
Organism: Helicoverpa zea (corn earworm)
Lineage: Eukaryota; Metazoa; Arthropoda; Insecta; Lepidoptera; Noctuidae
Product: actin-like
Exons: 2
Coding region: 1-1107 (368 amino acids)
Source: RefSeq, a predicted model, not a curated record